UGCCUAUCCUCCGUAGUUCUGCAUUAGCAUGCAGCUGACACAUUAUUAAGCCGUUCUUAUUGAUGAUCUCACUGACAAACUUUAGAAGACUGAUAUCAGUGAGUGAGUAUAUACUGGCGGGGGACAUGAUACAAAUCAGUGACUCGCACAUUGUACCCAGGUCUCACUCUAUGAGUAUGCUGUUCUCUUUCUGAGCGACUUACGUUGAUUGUAAACUACUUCAUACGAACAAUAAACGACAAUAUGUAUAUUUGUAGUCCAUACAUUAUAUGUAGUUUCUCUCGUUGAACUACAGUAUGAUAAACUAGAGUUUAUCAAGCACUGAAUAGAAUGUCAUGUCAUUCACUUUCACAGUGAUUAAUUUGAUUGACAUGCUGGUAUUAAACACCAGGUGUUGCAUUGAUCUGAUACUUCAACAGCUGCAGUCAAUGUUACACCCUAGCGUCUGACGACAUGUGUUUUAUUCUGCACAGCCACACCCGGUCAGUCUUCAGGGUAAAUGGGCUACUAAGUAACAUCACUGAACAUAUGCAUGCAUUGAACAGAACUGGAGCGUUUAGGCGAGCUGUUAACUACGGAGCACCAUCAGGGACACGAACACAAUAUUUUUAUUGUGUGAGCUCGAGCGUGUCAAACGUUAUAAUGUGUUUGGUUCCAAGGCCGGCGUUAACAAAUUUAGUUAUUACAGGGUUAGGGGCUGUAUUUUAAUAAUAGUGUCAGCUUGUGAAACCUGAAGGAAACUCUAAUGCUGAUUGACACUAUACUGGCAAAUCUGGGGACAGGACAUUUCGACAAGUGGUAGGUUUAGGUUAAACAUAUUUUAUUCAUCUCGAAAGAAUUGCGCACAACUUAGAACGCCCUUUCCCAUAGUUACAUGUAUGAUUAUUUACAAUUAAUACAUUAAAUAGCAGAAAGAAAAGAUCAGAAAUAGAUAUCUGUAUGCUGAACGUGACUUGGCACAUACACACACAAACACACACACACAGAGACACACAUACACAGACACACACACACACACACACACUACACAGCGUCCGAUUACAUCCUCACAGUAACGAUAACAAAUUUAUGUUUUUCUAUCUACCGACGGUUGUUGUGGUUGAUCGCGUUACGACUGCGAAGAGGAAGUAAUAUAACAAGUGGCUACUUGUGCAAUUCAAACACUACAGCACACAGUCCCCCAGUGACAUGUCAGUCAUGGGACCGCCUUUCUUUGGCAUGCCAGGAUCCAAUGAUCGUGGCUUCGGAGUCAAGAUUCCCAUGGUCUCACCAAGGUACCAGACAACAAGCAUGAUGAAAAUAGCUGCUACAAUUAUAUUAUAUGUGAUUGCAGGUGUUGUGUCAGGUGCCCCCAGUGCCACUCCAGUGUUGUCUCCAGUGUCUGACACAGCAAGGUUCAGCUGGGACAUUCCACAGGGAGGUCUGGGGACAGGUGUCAGUUUCUACACUGUCAGUCCUGCUGGUGCUGCAGUGUUUAUAGUGUUUAGUGACGGGACGUUCAACCCACUCCCCGACUACAGAGACAGACUGGUGUACCAGGGGAACAGAGCAGCCAGGAAUGUCACCUUCAGCCUCAGCAACAUCCAGACAUCUGAUGCAGGGACAUACACGUGUGGGAAUGGACAGGCUAGUGCUGUGAUACAGAACUGUGGACAGAAGCUUGUUGUCCUGGGCAAGCCAACCACUCCUGGCCGUCCAGUGUCCACAACUCCUGUCUACAACCAGCAAGUGACCUUGACCUGUAGCUCCACCUCUACCUCUGUCCCAGCUGACUAUGGUCUGACCUUGACCUACACCUGGCAGCGUGACAACACUGACAUCACAGUUACCUCCCCUGGUUCCCCCUACAUCUUCACAGUGAGUUUCCGGGACAGUCACAGCUACAGAUGUAGAGCCAGAGAAAGUCAGGGUCCGGAGUCAGAUUGGAGCCAGGGGUACAACAUGGAGCCUCAGUACGGGCCCUACCAGAUCUCCCUGACCCCCUCCACCUCCUCCUACACUGUGCCAGAACACCAGGCUCUUCCAUUAAUCACGUGCUACGCCCUCUGUAGACCCGGAUGUACCUACAGGUGGUUACACUAUGGAACAACUGUCAGCAGUGGAGCCACACUCCAGGGACAAGCUGACAGAUCUAAGACAGGCUCCUACAUAUGUCAGCCUUCUAAUACACACGGGAGUAGUGUCAGUGUUACAGUCAGUGUUGAUGUUCAGUAUCCUGCCACAGUGAGUAUGUUUACUGCCAACUCUCUCGGUGGUUCAGUGACUGUUAACGAGUCGGAUCCAGUGACCUUGAGAUGCCAGGUUGAUAGUAAUCCAAGGUCAGUCAUCAGGAUACUGAAUGGAACUGAGGAGUUGACAAGGGCAGAUAACUCCCUGACAUCAGAAUACAGACUCGAGUCAACAGACUGUAGACAAAGAGGGAACUACUCCUGUACUGCCAGUAACAACAUCGGGGCACCUGUCAGCCAAGGAUUGGAGAUGCUGGUCAAAUGUUCUCCCCGACUUGAUGAGACAGUGCCCCACCAACUCAAGUAUGGCGCUAUACUUGGUGGUAACGUGAAUGUGACUGUGUCAGUCCUGGCCUACCCCCGUCCUACAUUCAUCUGGAGUAGAACCACCAGCAUCAGCCAGGACCUCACUGGUUCCUCCAGCCCUGUCUCAGACAUCUCAGCCACUGCCAGACUACACCUUACUAACCUCCAACAGCAGGACUUCGGGGACUGUCAGUUAACAGUGGACAAUGGCGUGGGCAGGGGACUGUUUUAUACAGUCAGGAUCGUGUCUGAAGGUUCUGCUGAGACACCAUCGGUUUACCACUCUCGACAAUGCGAACAUAAUGUUGAUCAUGGCAACCUUGGACAUGGAGAACACUUGCAGACAUUCCUGGUUGAGCGUGUCCAGUUUACUUUAAGAACUGCACAACAUACCGAAUACAGACAGGGUUAUGGUUGUGGAAGUGAUAUGUUUGCCCCGAGAAUAUAAUCACCAAAUUAUACCACAGCAACUAUACCACAAAUACAGCCUAUGGUCAUGUUGGUCAUAUAGGCUGCUAGGUAUACUUGUGACUAAAGUAGGAUCAAGGCAACCUAAUUAUCUCGCUUUUGAAAUUACUAGUUUUGUUAUUAUCUAUAUGUGUCUACUUGCAACAUAGAAGAGAAACACUAUGGAUAUUGAUCUGUGAUACUAAAACCAAGUUGUUUCUUAUUCCAUUUCAUAUUUACGUUUCGUAUGGGAACGUUUAAGGGGGGUAGAAUAUCCUUUUUCCCCGUGUAUAGCUAAACAAAAGCAACAAAACAGUUUCACUGAAGAAUGACAAAACAUGAAAGACUGACGUCUAGAUAUCAGAUGAAAAUGAUCCCUCUUGACACGAGCCACACUGCCAUAAUGAAUUCAUAAACAUGUGGAUUUUGUCAUAUCAAUACUGAUACAUUUUCAUUACAAAUAAAUUCAUUCAGGCGUGAACAAUAUUAGUACUAUAGGAAAGUGAAAUUGCAUAAGUACGAACAGGAAUCGCCAUGUGGCUACUUGUUUUUAAACAUGUGUUUAUAUCCGUUCAGAUGCUGCCGAUUCCCCAGACAGUGGAACUGCAUGGACUGGAAUAAUAGCAUGGACUGCAACAGGCACUCGGAAGCUUGCUUGUACUCACAGUAGGAAUUCUUAUGAUGCUGUUACCCAGAAACAACUUUAUAUCUGUAUCUACCAAUCAGCUGUGAAAUAUCAGGGUGAACCUAUGCUUAAAAUGUACUGAGUAAUUCAUUAAUUCGUAAAGACAAUGUGAUUUUUAUUUGAUAAAGUGCGCUAAAAUAAAGUGUUACAAAAACCGUAAACCAUAUGAUCACUAAAUUGUAGCAGUAAAGAAACAGAACAUACUAUGUCGUUCGAUUGGCUUCGUGAUAUGACAGUUUCCAGAAGGCCGGCUCUGCCUAUAAAAGAGUGAGACGCGGGCGAUUCGAGGUCUUCUACAACCACCCCUGCGUCUGUUGCGCUUGUUCAGACGGGCUACCUUUCUGAGAACUCCAACUUCCUGCCAGCUACCAUUACUGUUUCCAGAUUUAAGAACGACGCACAUGGCAACCAAGCCCAGCAGUCGAUACUGAAUAUUUGGUAGUCACACAAACAACAUCACUCACAGUUGAAGAUGUAUGAGAAUACCGAAAAUUAAUUAUAAUUUAUCCAUUAACCCAUGGUAUUACAUUUUCCUGAUUAAUGUGUAAGGAAGAGGUAGGAUAUAUUUUAGAAAAGGGAAAAAAAUAUUUAUAAAGUCGAGCUUCCCUCUACCAAAACAGUUGUACUCAGAGUAAAAGGAAAAACUAGAUGAAGUGAUUGCUUACAUUAUGUCCACCGUUCGUCAUUCUUGCCAAUAAAGUGUCUAUUCAGUUUGAUGCAAACACAUGCUUGUAUUAGUUUUUGUAUCGUUGAAGCCAUUAAAACAGAAUUUACUAAA
Haliotis rufescens (red abalone) is the source of this 4444-nucleotide messenger RNA. Its product is annotated as protein turtle homolog B-like. The transcript is spliced from 10 exons. Gene Ontology annotation, biological process: cell-cell adhesion. Gene Ontology annotation, cellular component: cell-cell junction. The coding region runs from base 1189 to 2982 and encodes 597 amino acids. NCBI's taxonomy places the organism in Eukaryota, Metazoa, Mollusca, Gastropoda, Lepetellida, Haliotidae. The record is from RefSeq and is a predicted model, not a curated record. Gene Ontology annotation, molecular function: cell adhesion molecule binding.